AUGUUCUGGGAGUUUGGUGAGACUCGAGACAGGGACAAGGCCAUCCUUCUCCUGAGGAAUGCACCCGUUCACGAGGCCACCACGCAAGGGAUCCCACUCCAGACGCACGCCGGCUCAAUCGCCCAACACCGUCUGCACCGUGACGAAAAGCAGGACGAGCACACAGACGAGCGAGAAAACGGGAAAACGGGAAAACGAGACGAGAGCAAAGUAGGCCAAAGUUUAAACGAGUCUGUCGCGAUCGCUGCACUCGCCUCGUUUCGGAACGAGUCAGACGUGACGCUGAACCCCGUUCGUGUCGUGCAAGGGCCGGUGGCCAAUCGCCUGAUGCAUCGAUCGGACUGGUCACCUCUGACGGAAUGA
Molecule: messenger RNA, 363 nt
Organism: Penicillium atrosanguineum
Lineage: Eukaryota; Fungi; Ascomycota; Eurotiomycetes; Eurotiales; Aspergillaceae
Product: GTP:AMP phosphotransferase AK3
Exons: 3
Coding region: 1-363 (120 amino acids)
Source: RefSeq, a predicted model, not a curated record